Molecule: messenger RNA, 768 nt
Organism: Trypanosoma theileri
Lineage: Eukaryota; Euglenozoa; Kinetoplastea; Trypanosomatida; Trypanosomatidae
Exons: 1
Coding region: 1-768 (255 amino acids)
Biological process (GO): fatty acid metabolic process
Molecular function (GO): fatty-acyl-CoA binding
Source: RefSeq, a predicted model, not a curated record
AUGGACUAUGCUUUUCCAGAGAAAUAUUUCAAGGUGGCACGCUAUUUUGAUUAUGAAUUCGGUGACCUUGAGACGACCACCAAGCUUGAAGACCAACAAAAGCUAAUACUCUAUGCGUUACGGAAGCAGGCAGAACAUGGUUCCUGUACUGAGACAGCGCCAUCCAUUUGGAGAACACGUGAACGCCUAAAGCACACGGCAUGGUCACAGUUAGGUAACAUGUCGAAGUUUGAGGCCAUGGUGCAUUUUGUAAAAUUAGUUGAGGAACAUCUGGGAGGUGAUGUGAAUUGGAUAGAGAGAUGUAGUGUAUUAGGUGAUGAUAAGUCUCAGACAAGCACGGAGAAUGUGAGCAACGAAGCAACCACUGCAGAUAAAAGUGUAUGGGACGAUGACCUACGUGAACACAUGGAGCCAACACCUUCAAACAUAAAAUACUUGGCAUCAGAGGUGAUGCGACUUCGAGACGAGGUUCGUCAGCUGCGCUUGUGUGUGGCUGAACGAGAUACAAAAAAUGCUAAUAUCUCAACUAUAGUACCACCACGCAUCCGAAUCCCUAUGGGUGAGGUGAAACUUGCACAGCAAACAACAUUAGUGCCACCCGAAAAACCAGUAGCAUACAACAAAAAUAAAAAUAAUAACUCUCUUGUACCCCCUGUUCGUUCCUCGCCACUCGACAUGACAGAGGCGGCAGUGAAGAGCGGACGGGUGAUGACAAUGGGCCCACGCCCACGAGUCAUUGGAUGGGCAGAGUGGCUUGGACUCAGCUAG